AAAAAGGCUCCAUUUGCAUGGAAAAGGUUCACUAAAUCUGUUCAAUAUGUCGAAUGCAAUCUAAAAACAGAAAUCAGGACUGCCUGAUUUUUUCGUCUUAACAAUUCAAUGUUGACAUAAACGUGAUGUAAUCUUGAUCAAAGGAGUCCUUGAAGUAAUAUCAAUAUCCUACUGCAUACAUUAAAGUUGUUUACAAUCUUCCUGCUAAAAGAUGCCGACAGGAGAACUAGCCCCACAACAAGCCCUGCAGCUUAGCAAGGAUACAGGGAAGAUCAACAGUCCAGCCAGCAUGUCACCAGUUAACUCAAUUUUGCCUGAGCAAACCAUUUUCUUUGGCAUAGAGGCAGUGGAUAAACUUGUAUGGAAAGGAUGGGGAAAGGGAAUAGAAUACUCCAAAAAUCUGGUUUUAAAAAAUCUGACAGUGAAAAUAAUCAAACUAACCUACAGUGUGCCACAGUCCAGAUUUUUUUCAACAUUGUACCCAAAACCAAUUUUCCUGAGUGCUGGAGCUACCUUUACAUUGCCAGUGAGUUUCAGGCCUUUGGAAAAUGUUCCUUAUGAUGAUGCCAUUUUUUUCAAACUGCAGGAUGGGAAUAGAUUUUCAGUGGAGCUAAUGGCCAUCUUACCUGUGAUUGACAUCUGUAUUCCAAUUGACCUUGACUUCAAGAUGUGUGCUGUCAAAGAUAGUGUUUCCAUCACCUUUGAGGUUUUCAACACAGGUGACCUGGAUACCUGUGUCAUGUGGGAGGUCAAGGAACCUUUUCUUAUUGAACCUACGGAGGCUUUACUUAGCCAACAAGCAAGUGUCAAAUUUAGAGCAACAUUUAGACCUCAGGGUGCCUUUGUGUAUGAAGUUACUGCAGUUUGUAAGUUUGGGCCAAAUUAUGAAUUUUCAAGGCCAACAAAAUUUUAUGGGAUAGGCAAAUUUCCACAUCUGUUGGUCUCUCUUCCUGGAAAAAAUGCUCAGAGUGCAAACAGUGACAAGCUAAAUGAAGUUGAGACUGAAGUUAACUUUCAGCAGGUUGCCGUAGCAACCAGUGCUGGCAAAUGGGUGGAGCUUCAUAAUCUCUCACCUGUUCGUACAUUGUUUUGUGUGGAACGUGUGCCUGGAAUCAGCAGGAUGGAAACAGCUUUUCAUUGCUCUACAACACAGGGCGUGGUGCCACCUAUGAGUGUCAUGAAAAUACCUCUGACCUUCAGUCCUCAUGUCCCCAACAUCACCAGCAUUGAUUACUUCAGCGUGCUCUCUGUGGGUAACAUCAGUCACAGUACCAUCAAAUGUGUUGGUUCAUCUGUAGGGCCAAAAGUAGAAUUGAGUUUACACAGAAUCAACUUUCAAGUUGUGAAUGAGGGUCAUAGUGGGACUCGGUCAUUUGAGAUCAUCAACAAGUCUAACAUGGAGGCUGUUUACAGGUUUGAAAUUGACUGUGAAGAGUCUGUGUUUAAGUUCCCUCAAACCAGUGGCAUUUUAAAACCAAAUUCUUCAGAAACUGUGGUCCUCAGUUUUCUCCCAGAACACCCAAUCAACUACUACAGGAGAGUUCCAUUUUUGGUUCACAACCAGCCACCAAUAUUUCUUGAUCUAUUGGGGACUUGUCACUCAGAACUUGUCAAGCCUGCAGUUCUAAAGGGAAGACAUAUUUCUCGCUACUUUACUCAUGUGGAGAGGGGUAUUUCAGUUCUUGCCCCUGAUUACCUGGAUGAGCUUGUCAAGUCUGGAAGAAUUGUAAUUGACAAUAAUGGUUGUCUGGAAAUGACAAAUGAUGAAGACAAAGCUGAGCUUGUGACCAAUAUAUCUCUGAAAGAUGUCAGCUCAAUGGAUGAAUAUUUUAAUGAUGGCAUACACUCACAAUUUAUUACUACAGUACCGCAUGUCAGCUUGGACACACCAAGUUUAGAUUUUGGAAAUUGUCCAAACCUCAAAGCUACUCUUGAAAAGACUGUAACCAUAACAAACCACACGCGUGGAAAAGUAACAGUGCAGUGGAAUGGUGACACCAGCCACACUUUCUAUGUGACACCUGCAACAAUUGAUGUUCCACCUCUCAAGACUUGCUCAUUUCGUGUCUCAUUUAAACCUAAGGCAGAAAACCAAAUUUAUGGCAAUGAGCUGGAGUGUUUUGUUUCCUAUAAAAGCUUGAGGGAUUACAGACUAGUGGAGGACAAGACCAUGUGUCCUCCUUGGUGCCUCACCCUCAGUUGUAUUGGCCAUACAUUUUUGCCCAACAAUGAAACAUUUCUGCCUAGGACCUCCAUCUUUCCUUCCGUGCUUGUGUUCCCAGCCGUCAAUACAGGGGAGUCUAGCUACAGGAGCAUAGUUGUACAAAAUACAGGGGACACGCCCAUUCUUUUUGAUUUACACAAGACUUUAGACAUGCAGCCAUUGACAAAGACAAGAUGUGCUUCAAAGGAACACAGAGAACAUGUGUUUGGUGUGAAACCAAAAAGAGGAAUUCUGAAGGCAGGUUAUCAAAUUGUCACAGUCAGGAUGAACCCAGCUGUUGUUGAUUCAUUUUCACAUCAACUCCUCAUUCAGCUCAAUGAGAAUGAAAAAUAUAAUCAGGUUGUACAGUUAUGCGGAUCUGCUGAAUCUGCUCAAGUUCUGCUGGACAAUGAAGGCACCAUGUACUUUAGACCCACCUGCGUUGGCACCUGCACCAGCAAGUCCUAUGGUUUCAAGAAUCUGACCAGGAUUCCACUCAGAUUCCAGUGGGUUAUUACUCAAAAUGACAAGAAGAUUCUGAGUGUGGAGCCAAACCAAGGAAUUGUUCAACCAAAUGAGUGGAUGACCCAGAUUUGGUCAUUUAAGCCAAGUGAGGAAAAAAAAUAUGUCUUGAAACCAACUUUAGUUGCCUGGGGUCAGGGCUCAAGUGGUACAUCUUCGGGUGGGAAAAAAAAUCAGUUUUUUCUCCGUGCUGUUGGGGAAGGCUCCAUAGGUAACAUACAGACUGAUGGUGCCUACCUUGACUUUGGUGAUAUUGUUGUGGGGAGCUCAGCCACCCGUCAUUUCACAAUCUUCAACAACGGCAGCUGUAGCUUACAGUACAAGCUGCUGAUAGAUGGCACAGAGGAAGGGGAGGAGAUCAAAACUGAAAGAUCAAGUAUUGAAAUUGACAAGCGUGAAGGUUUCUUGCCUGCCAGAAGUAAACACUUUAUUACAGCCACAAUCAGACCCUGUCGUCGCGUCACUUACCAGUUCGCCAUCAGAUACCAAUUAGUGGUCCCUCAAAGUGAGUUGAUUCCAUCAUCUGUAUAUGAGCCCCAGCACUUGAUGUAUAUCCUGGCUUCUGGAGUCUACCCAAUGUUGACCAUCACAGACAUCCGGCCACAGGGCAGUGCCAUCAACCUCAGCAAAAAAUCUUUAUGGACACUUUUUUCACUUGACAACCUCAAUGCUGCUUUGGAUGCUGACCCAUCAAAUGAGGAAGUUCAUUAUAAUGCUACUGCACAUCAAAGAGCACACAAUGGGCAGAUGCCUCGAGGUGUUAUGGACUUUAAUUUCUCGGCUGCUCCUGUGGGUUCCGAUCCCUUCCAUGUGGUCAUGAUGUUCAACAAUACGGGAACUGUCCCAUGUGACUGGGCCUUCAUGUUUCCAAAAGAUAUAGAGUUAGAGCUAGGCUAUUGGGUGGAGGAUGGUGAAAGGAGCAAUGAUGAGCUACAUGAGAUGAAAGUUAUGGAAAAUAAAGUUUUUGAUGUUAGCCCAAAGAGAGGCACCCUUCAACCAGGGGAAACUAUCCAUGUUAACUUUCAAUAUAGACACUCAAUGGCUGGGACGGACAGACUUCCUGUAUUGCUAAAAAUAGCAAGAGGAAGGGAAUUAAUGUUGAAUUUUCUGGGAGUGACUGUAGACCCAAGUCACCCAUACAUUCACUUACCCUCCAACAGACACACGUUCAACCCAGUCUCUGUAGGAGAGACAACCAGCCCUGUUCAGAUGUAUGAACUCUACAAUGGAGGUGCCAUCCCUGUUUCAUAUGAAUGUGAUUUAACACCAUUGGAUAUAAUUAAAGCAGAGAAUUUUGAUCAACAAAUAUUUGAAUGCUUAAACCCAAGUGGAACAAUUCAACCAGGACGUUCAGCUUUUAUACACUGGAGAUUUUUUCCUUUGGAAGCCAAGAUGUACAUGGUUGAUAUCCCACUACACAUUGACAAUGGCGAUACAGCUGUUGUGACAUUUGUUGGCAUUGGUUACGACAAGAGGAUCAUGGGAGACACUAUGCCUUUCUCUGAUGAGCCACAACUCUGCGGGGUCCCGACAGUACAGAAGGCAGAGGUGCCAGGACAGCUUGGUUACUUGUCCAUUGAGAGAUUGUCCUUUGGGAACAUGCCUUUGUUUUCCCAAGCUCGCCGCAUGCUGUUUGUGACCAACAAAUCUAUGGACAGAUCUAUUUUCUUUGAAUGGCAUGUCACUUCACAGACGGAUGCUAAGCUUUUGAGUAUUUAUCCAGUGAGAGGAGAGAUUGCCCCUGGGGACUAUAAAAUGUGUCGAGUCAGCUUCAUGGCUUAUGGCGUUUCUGCUUUCUAUGAUCUUGACCUUGUAUGUGAGAUCUCUGACCUGCACGAAUACACAUGCUACAGAAAGCAACUGUCGGCCUGGGAGGCUGAGAGAGAACGUCAGAUGAACGAGUUCACUGUCACUGAAAGAGAUCUCGAUGCUGACAAGAGAACCCCGCAUGUCGUGGACAUUGUGGAUGGAACACCUUCUGGAAGAAUUUCCAAACUUGACGCGCUGGCUGAAGGACGGCCCAUAUCAGCAGAUGGGGAGCUCAGCAAAUAUAAGACACUUCCACCAAUCCGCCAGCUUACUGAGGACGAGAAGAGGGAUGCUGAACGCAGACGACAGAAAAAACUGGCAGCCUUAUGGCAGAAGCCAGUUCCAAUCAAGCCGUCCCUUCUGCACCUCGGUAUUACUGCCAGGACACACGACAUACAAGACUUUCAGACGAACUUCCCCAAUGAAUACUGCACUUUCUACAUAGACCGAACAUUAAGUGAAAGUCAAGAAUUUCUGGCAAAAAGACAAUUUUUACCACCCUCCCAUUUGGAAUGUUCCAAAGCUGAGGCCAAUACAGUCUCCAGUGUCCUGGGCAGUAUUCUCAGAAAUCUUCUGGACGACGCGUACUUCUUGCAAGCGGUGAAGAACAUUCAGGAAGAGCCAAUACCUUAUUUCACCCAGUAUACGGAGUUGAUCAAUUUGGCUCAGUCAGACAGCAAAUCUUCGGACUCACAGAUGAAUGACAGCUAUGACUACAUGGGACGUCAGUCAAUGCUGAAUGGCCCAGACAGUCUGAGGGCCACUCUUCUCUCGGCCGACAUGGACUACGAUUUGGAUAAGGAGGAAAACUUGCAGACAGAGAGUGAAAAGACCGGCUCACUGCACGAAGCCUUCAGUAUUGCCAUGAAUGUUUUGGCUCGCCCCAUGUCAGAGUCCGACCAUAUUUAUCUUCUGUCUUCUAUGGCUGAAAUGGCGCAACUCAAAGAAAAACAAGACAUUAAAAAACUAGCCGAGGCCGGUAACGUGGUGGAACAGGUUCUAGAGAACACCAUCUUGAACUUGAUGUACGAAGCCCUGUCCAGUGAAUAUAGCAUCGUCAGCAAGCCACGAUUUGUCGCCAUGUUGAGGAAAAAAGUUGCAUCAGCAAGCAAAGCCAAGUUUUAAAAACAAGGCCAACCCCAUAGGUUGAAUCAGAGAUCCUUCCAAAAUUAUUUGAAAUAAAACAUUUUUGUUGAACAGAUUUAUAACCAUAAAUCUAUUGUCUAAUUUUGGUACUAUGAUACAUAAAGCAAAUGUAUAUUUUCAUAUAUCUUUUAUUUAUAACAUGAUUAAUUGUUAUAAAGUAAUGUCUAAUGUUGUCUUGGUAUCUGCGCUGUUGAUUUUAGUAGUGAGGGUUAACUUCACAUAAACUUGGCUAUUUCGUUAGGUUGAGCUAAACAUUAAACUGGACUAUUUGGGUAGGUUUAAGUUAACAUUAAACUUUACUAUUUGGGUAGGUUUAAGUUAACAUUAAACUGGACUAUUUGGGUAGGUUUAAGUUAACAUUAAACUUGACUAUUUGGGUAGGUUUAAGUUAACAUUAAACUUGACUAUUUGGGUAGGUUUAAGUUAACAUUAAACUGGACUAUUUGGGUAGGUUUAAGUUAACAUUAAACUUGACUAUUUGGGUAGGUUUAAGUUAACAUUAAACUUGACUAUUUGGGUAGGUUUAAGUUAACAUUAAACUUGACUAUUUGGGUAGGUUUAAGUUAACAUUAAACUUGACUAUUUGGUUAGGUUUAAGUUAACAUUAAACUUGACUAUUUGGGUAGGUUUAAGUUAACAUUAAACUUGACUAUUUGGGUAGGUUUAAGUUAACAUUAAACUUGACUAUUUGGGUAGGUUUAAGUUAACAUUAAACUGGACUAUUUGGGUAGGUUUAAGUUAACAUUAAACUUGACUAUUUGGGUAGGUUUAAGUUAACAUUAAACUUGACUAUUUGGGUAGGUUUAAGUUAACAUUAAACUGGACUAUUUGGGUAGGUUUAAGUUAACAUUAAACUUGACUAUUUGGGUAGGUUUAAGUUAACAUUAAACUUGACUAUUUGGGUAGGUUUAAGUUAACAUUAAACUGGACUAUUUGGUUAGGGUUAGAUGAAUGCUUAAAAUCAUCUUAUCUGAGAAUAAAUACUUACACAAUA
Physella acuta is the source of this 6674-nucleotide messenger RNA. RefSeq names its product cilia- and flagella-associated protein 65. NCBI's taxonomy places the organism in Eukaryota, Metazoa, Mollusca, Gastropoda, Physidae. The record is from RefSeq and is a predicted model, not a curated record.